This is a messenger RNA of Arabidopsis lyrata subsp. lyrata, 3083 nucleotides long. Its product is annotated as DDT domain-containing protein DDR4. Gene Ontology annotation, biological process: regulation of DNA-templated transcription. NCBI's taxonomy places the organism in Eukaryota, Viridiplantae, Streptophyta, Magnoliopsida, Brassicales, Brassicaceae. The coding region runs from base 356 to 2620 and encodes 754 amino acids. The transcript is spliced from 12 exons. The record is from RefSeq and is a predicted model, not a curated record. Gene Ontology annotation, cellular component: RSF complex.
GAGCCCCUAUUUCGCCUGUCCUCGAGUUUCACUCUCGCUUUUAGAGUCGUUGUUUCCUUUCCUCUGAUCAAUUCUCUGAGAGACCUAUUUGACAUUUUAUUUACCAUCUCAAUCUUCUUUUCCUCAGAUUUUCUUCUUCCUCUCUCUCACACACAAACCCCAAAAACGACAACGUUUUAGAACCCAACACCAGUCGACGCUUUUGGACCUUCCUUUCUUCCUCCUUGUCUCCUGAUUAACCGAUUUCGAUUUCCCCACAAUGCCUUAAGGGUUUUGAUUCUCUCUCCCUAAAAAGCUCAAUUGUAACCCAAAAAAAUAAACCCUAAUUUAGAUCUUUGAUCUCUAAUCCUCUCUAAUGGGUUCCUCCUCCGAUAUCGUCCCUGACCGAUCUCCAGCCGACGAUGUAGCUCCGGUUACAGAUACCAAAAUUCCAAAGGAGGAGCCUUCGACGCUUAGGAGAACGCGUCCUUCUCGGGCUUGUACUGUUAGGGCACAGCAGCGGCUUCAGGAGCUUCAAGCGGCGGAGAGGAAGCUUAAGCCGCCUAAGAAGGAGUAUAAACGAGAGCAGCAUCGACGGAGAGAAGAGGUUGUGGAGGAAGAUGAGGAUGUGGAUGAUGAUGAUGAUCAAGAGCAAGAAGAGGACGGAAAUGAUGAGAGUAAGCCGCAGCACGUUGCUGGAGGAAGUUCUGCUAAAAUCAUUACUUCUCUUGUUCCACCACCGGAACCUUCACAGAUGCCGCGAUGGAAUCUUCGUUCUAUGUGGGAACUUGCUUCUGUGCUCAAUUUCUUGCAUGUAUUUAGACCGCUUUUGAAAAUCAAUGCGGAGUUUUCAGCGGAGGAGUUUGAAACGGCUUUGCUUACUCCAAACGAUACUUUAAGUGAUAUUCAUAUUCCUCUGCUAAAGGCCAUUCCUCCUGUAACUCGAAUGGCUCUCACCCGUGAUACCUGGGUAACUGUCCUGUGCAGAAAAAUAAGAGAUUGCUGGCAUUGGGUCGCAGAAGGGGACCUCCCUAUUGUUGCCUCGCAAGGGCGGGAGAUUGAAGCGUACAAAAAUCUUGAUCCAGCCAUCCGUGUGGUGAUUUUAAAAGCGUUAUGUGAUAUUCGUGUUGAGCAAGAGAUUAUCAGGAGCUACAUUGACAACUCUCUUAAAACUGGUGUUCACCUGUCAGUUUUUCGCAAAGAUCGUGUUGGGGGUGAUUCACAUGGAGUUAAUUUUUGGUAUGAGGAUGAUCCCUUAAUUGGUCACCGUCUAUAUCGGGAAAUAAGGAAAGCAGAGGUGUUGAAGGUCAAAACAAAGGGUUCCAAGAUUCUUCCUAAUAUAACAUACCAAUGGGAAACUGUUGCCACUAAUUUCGAUGAAUUUCAAGAUGUUUCUGAAAAACUUCUUCAGAGUAGUAGUAGAAUUGAAGUUUCUCUAGGGAAGAAGUUAGUGAAAGAUAUGCUUCCUGAGAUAGAAAAAGAACACAAGAGGAAAGAAAAAUUGUUGAAAAAGCAACACAGACAGGCUCUCCUCCUUGAUAACUUUGUGGUUGUUGAUGGUCUUGCUGGGCGAUCUCUCCGUGAUAGGAAACCAGUUAGAUACACUUUUGAUGAUUAUGAUAAGUCCAUAAAUGAUGCUAUCAAGACAACAAAGAAGAAACAUCCAUCACCAGAACCUCCUCUCAAUAGAAGAGAAUCUGCCAGAUUGGACGCUCUUGCGAAUGGCAGAUCGACCAGUUCAACCCACCCUACUGAGCCUGUGAACGAUACAGCAUCUGGGAGAUCUUCUGAUUUUGCUGAUUAUGAUGAUUUCGAUGAGCAUAGAGAUGAAUCAUUGGACAGAAGGCAAGACACUGUUAACAGGCGCAGACAACGACCUCAACGAUAUUCAGCUACGGACUUUGUUGAAACUGUUUCAGACAAUGAGGUAGAAUUUCAAAGUGACGAUGACAUAUAUGGGGAAGCAGUUUAUGAUGAAGAAUAUCUGAGGAAGCGUAAACAGAAAAAGCUCUCUAGUGGUUCUGAGGGAGAUGAAGAGUACAAAUGGGAUGAAGACAAUGCCGAGUAUGAGGAAGAAGAAGAAGAGGAAGAAGAAGAAGAUUCUCUAAGUGCAAGUGAAGAGGAUAGUGAUGAACCCCGGAGGGCUAAGAAAAUGCCACGGAGAGAAACUAAGUUAAGAUCAAGAUCAAAUGAUUUUCGGCCAGGCCUGAGACGUAGCAAAAGAGCCACGAGAAUCGAUUACCAACAAUAUGAGCUCUCAGACUCAGACAAAGAAGCAACAGGAUUGGCAAAACGUAAGCGGUUGGUUGAGCCGGAUGAACCUUCGGAUGAAACAGGGAAUGGGGAUUUCACAAUGGGAAGUCAGGACUCUGAAGAAAAUGCAAAUGACCCAGAAACAAAAUCUGGUGAAGAAGAAGUUGAAGAAGAAGAGCCGAGAGAGGUCAAUGACAAUGCAGAGACAACAAAUGGUAAAGAGAAUAACCAACUUAACAAAUCAAACGGCACAACAGACCAAGAAGAAGUUGAGGGUGUAGUAGGCAAAAGGCGUUACCUUGACUUAAACGAGCUGGCCCCUGUGUCUGGUUUUGAUGAUGGUCCAAGUACAGUAUUGAAGGAUGAUGAUAAGACAGACAAUUCAUAAGCAAGAAAGAGAGACCUCUCUUUGCCGUCAUAAAGCUUCUUCCUCUGGUCAAUCACCAUUGUAUGAUAAGCAAGAUUUUCACGAGUUAUUUCUGGCAAAAAUCCCUUGCAGAGAAAAGUUGAAACGGUAAGAGACACUUCAUUGGCUUUUUCUUCAUUCAAGCAUAUCUGCCUUCUUGUUGUUUUUAAAGUAAUUCAGGCAAAUUCGGUUUGAUAAGUGAAGAGGAGAAUGUUGUGGAGGCCGAAGAGGUAUGUGUAGAUUAGGUUAGUCAUUUUUUUCUUACCAUGAAGAAAGAAACAAUGAAGAGGGUGAACCAGAUAUUCCUAAGAGCUGUUUAAUGUUUUUAUGGAAUUAUUAUUAGUGUACAAGUUAACUUUCUCUAACUUUUUGUAUUUUGACCAUAAGAACACGUUCAAGGUCUCUUAGAUUUUGGUUAGACGACGCAGCUUUGAGACUUGCUGAA